This is a messenger RNA of Centropristis striata (black sea bass), 3431 nucleotides long. It is a transcript of the gene flt3, whose product is annotated as fms related receptor tyrosine kinase 3. NCBI's taxonomy places the organism in Eukaryota, Metazoa, Chordata, Actinopteri, Perciformes, Serranidae. Gene Ontology annotation, cellular component: signaling receptor complex. The record is from RefSeq and is a predicted model, not a curated record. The transcript is spliced from 24 exons. Gene Ontology annotation, molecular function: ATP binding; transmembrane receptor protein tyrosine kinase activity. Gene Ontology annotation, biological process: multicellular organism development; protein phosphorylation; B cell differentiation. The coding region runs from base 82 to 3129 and encodes 1015 amino acids.
AGGUAGUGUACACAUUUUCUACAUCUGAGUUUCGCGUUGGCAGGAUAAUGAAUAUGUGUCACUGACAGACAGAAAGCAUCAAUGCGGAGGCAGAGAAAGAUGAUUGCGGCUGUGUUUCUGCUGUGUGCUGUCACACUUCACUGCUCUGAUGGUUUGACAGCACAGAAUCCGGUCUGUGUGCCCAGUGAUGAGGUGGCAUGUUUUGUGCCAGCUGACUAUCUGAAUGCAUCUGGUUCUGUCAGCGUCGAUGUGUUAGUUGGUAAGAAACUUGUCAUCUCCCUGGAGAACUUCUCCGAUCACCCCGUCUGCCACUGGAUCAGAGGAGCGGACUUAGUACUGACAGUGAAUGAGAGUCACUCCAUGGUCCUGCCACCUCUUUCUGAGGCAGAUUCAGGGGAGUACACGCUGAGAUGUGAAACUAGCGACGAGUCCAGGUCCUCCAUGACCGUGGCUCUGCAUGUAGUAAUGAAACGACCCACAAAACCAAAGCUGAUGCUGGACAAAGUAGAUGUACCACGGACUUCCCCUUAUUUCACGUGCAGCUCCGAGGGAUGGCCAAAGCCUAAAGUUGAACUGGAUGGAAUUGAUGGGACAGAUGUUCCUACAACAGGUGGAAGGACUGAGAUCACAAUAAGCAGCAUUAAAUAUGAGGGUACAGGAUUGAUGUGUUGUGCUACUAACAAUGAAGGACAAGAAUGCUCCCAACUGUACGACUACGACGUAACCAGUCACGUUAUGAGAACUAGUGAGGUUUCUAAUGUGACUGUGAGCCCUGGUCAGUCUUUACUUCUUCGCUGCCGAAUUACAUCCUAUGACAUCCAACCUUGGUGGGAGAAAGGCGGAAAAACAAUGGAUGCCACAACAUUAGGGUGUCCCCCUAAAGUCAAGGGAGAGAUGUGCAUUAAAAGUGACAUACAUGGAAAAACUGAGAUGGCCUACCUGUUCUUUGAAUCCGUUGGUGUGAACCACAGUGGCACAUAUUCCUGCAGGAGUCCAGAGGACAAAACAAAGUCUGUUGACAUUCAUGUCAGAGCUGAGGGUUUCCUCUCUGUCCAGCUGGAUGAGACCAAGAUCAUACCAGCUCAGAAUGCUUCCAGCUCCUGUUUGCAGGCCAAUGUUUCCUACCACCCUGUGCUCCAGCAAUGCUCCUGGGAGGCUCCUGAUAAAAAUAUGGCUAAAUGCAUCAGAGAGGCUUGGGUAACAAAACACAGGAAUGUGAGUCUAUGUGGGGUUCGCAAAUCAGGAGAUUAUAAAUUGCACCUGGAGGCUGGAGGACAAAAAGAAACAAAGACUAUAUCCGUGUGUGUUGUAGACAAACCAGCAUGCAAAUUCAGGAGCAACAAUGUCAAUGUCACUUUUGAGACUGUGACUCUUGUACCUGCAAACUUUACCUGGUUGUCUUGUUCUGCAUCCAAUGAGAGCAACUGUGAAACAGACUCUUCCUGGGAGAAGAUCCCAGGUGCCUCUCAUACAGACACUGAUGUCCUCUGUGAGAAGACAAUCAGUAUCUCUCUGAGGAAAGAUCAAGCGGCUGGAAAACAUUUAAGGUUUUGCCUGACAAACUCUGUCGGCUCCUGGUGCUAUCCUUAUUUCUCAAUCUUCGACCCAGCUUUAGUCCAGGCCUCCACAGGUCAUCAAAAUGAUUCCGUCCCGAUGGUGCUGAAAGUAGCCAUUUUUAUUCUGUUCCUGGCUUUGACAGUAGUAAGCAUAGUGCUUACGUACUUUGUGAAAAAGAAGAAACCACAGUAUCAGUCGCAGCUCCAGAUGAUCCAGAUGGUCGGACCCAAUGACAAUGAUUACAUCUACAUAGACUUCAAGGAGUUUGGUUACGACCUGAAAUGGGAGUUUCCCAGAGAGAACCUGGAACUGGGUUCAGAACUGGGCUCUGGGGCUUUUGGCAUGGUGGUCCAGGCUACAGCUUAUGGCAUCAGCAAGCCUGGAGUCUCACAGCAGGUGGCCGUCAAGAUGCUGAAAGAAAAACACCAGACGGUGGAGAAGGAGGCUUUGAUGUCAGAGCUCAAGAUGCUGACUCACAUCGGUCACCAUGCCAACAUUGUUAACCUGCUCGGGGCGUGCACAGACACAGGACCCAUAUACCUGAUUUUCCAGUACUGUCGUUAUGGAGAUCUGCUGAACUACUUAAAGACAAACAGAGAGCGCUACCACAAGUCUGUGACCGACGCUUUCAACAAGGACCGUUUCAGCAGCCUUUACCACAACCUGCAGCCCAGGAAAAGCUCUGGUGAGCUUGACAAAGCAGUGGACAAUUAUGUGCCUAUGCACAGCUCAACCACCAGAGGGCAGGAGGAGAUCGCUCUCCUCACCAUCAACUCUAGUGACAUGGACAGUUUUGAAGACCCAGCCAUCUACGACAACCCAGACGAUCAGACAGAAGACCUGCAAACCCUGACCUUUGAUGACCUGCUCAGCUUUGCCGUCCAAGUGGCCAAAGGCAUGGAGUUCCUCUCCUCCAAGAAUUGCAUCCAUCGAGACCUGGCAGCCCGUAACGUGUUGGUGACAAAGGGCAGACUGGUGAAAAUUGGUGACUUCGGACUGGCUCGAGACAUCGACAAUGACUCCAACUAUGUUGUGAGAGGAAAUGUGCGUUUGCCGGUGAAGUGGAUGGCCCCAGAGAGUACCUUUCAUGGCAUCUACACCAUGAAGAGUGACGUCUGGGCUUAUGGCAUUCUGCUCUGGGAGAUCUUCUCACUCGGUGUUACUCCGUACCCGGGCAUGAAGGUGGAUCACACGUUCUACUCGAUGAUUGAGAGAGGCUUUAAGAUGGAGUGCCCGUACUACGCCAGCGAGUCUGUGUAUAAGAUGAUGUGUAAGUGUUGGGCUCUGGAGCCCUGCGACCGUCCCUCUUUCUCCAAACUGGUGUCGUUUAUGUGUGAUCAGCUGACGGAGCGAGAGGAAAAGCUCUACCAUAACAUGCUCGACCAGACAUCCAGUGACUACCAGAACACAGCAGCCAUUGUGGACAUUUCUGCCUUGACAAAACAGAACCAGACGCAGUCAGCCAAUGAUUACUGUCAAACACGCGCGACUGAAGAAAACAAAGCAGAAGUGUCUGAGUCAGACACUGCAGCAGCUGAGGAGAAGCUUGUGAAGUCAUCUGAUGCAGAGUGAUCACUUCUCUGUCACUGAAUACAUGUUGACUGAAAGGUUCUUUUGUAAAAACAGAAAUCUCUGUUUGAAUUUUCCUUUUCCUAGUUUUUGUUGCAGUCCAGGGAAUAUCAAUAAGUCUGGGAUUUAUUAAGUAAUAAUCUCAAGCAGUGGCGGUUCUCGACCAAUUUUACUGUGGGGGCCAAGGAGGGGCCAGUGUUUAAUCAGAGGGGCACAUUAGCACAUGAAAAAAUGGCAAAGGUGAUAUUUAAGCAUUCAAAAUCUUUUAAUGUCUUGAAAAAGACACAAAAUGACCAAAGAAGACA